Messenger RNA from Astyanax mexicanus (Mexican tetra), 2307 nucleotides. RefSeq names its product scavenger receptor class B, member 2a (gene scarb2a). Gene Ontology annotation, molecular function: scavenger receptor activity. Gene Ontology annotation, cellular component: lysosome; cytoplasm; membrane. The transcript is spliced from 13 exons. The coding region runs from base 391 to 1986 and encodes 531 amino acids. Gene Ontology annotation, biological process: protein targeting to lysosome; receptor-mediated endocytosis. The record is from RefSeq and is a predicted model, not a curated record. NCBI's taxonomy places the organism in Eukaryota, Metazoa, Chordata, Actinopteri, Characiformes, Acestrorhamphidae.
CUGGCUUCAUUUGAAUGUGUGUGAGGAGGGGAGUAGAGGUCCUCCUCCGUUUCUCUCUGCAUUGCUUUAGCUCAGACACACACUCUCUCACACAUCCAGCCGCUUAACAUCGGUGAAGAAGAACUUAUGGUGCUUUCUUAAUCAUAGGGCUCAAGCGGAUGUGUUCUAAUUUUGUGUGUUUUUUUAGAUUAUCAACCAGAACAAACGGAGGAACUAGGCUAGGAACAAGUAACCUACCUAACGUUAGGUUAAGAUUUGCGCUAGCUAGGAGAUAUCUACAGCUCUCUUUUUUGCCAGAAAGUCAAAAGGAGGACCUCUUCGUUUUGUAUUCUCAGUAUUAUUAUCCACUACUUCACUUUCAGCCUUUUUUACAACAAAAAACUCGACAAAAUGACGAGGAGAUCGUGUGCCAUUUACGCUACCGGCAUUGUGUGUGCCCAUCUGCUGAUCGUGGGGAUCGCCCUCCUGGUGGCUCAGGUCUUCCAAACAAUGAUUCAAGAGCGGAUAAAAAAGGAAAUCACAUUAGGUGAGAACAGUCGAGUAUUGGGUGGCUGGAUAAACCCACCCCCUCCGGUUUACAUGCAGUAUUUCUUCUUCAAUGUUACCAACCCUGACGAAUUCCUGGCUGGCAAAGCAAAGCCGCAUGUGACCCAAAUGGGCCCUUACACAUACAGGGAAUACCGACCACGAGAGAACGUGACAUUCUUGGAAAAUGGCACGAAGAUCUUUGCCACGAAUCCCAAGAGCUUUGUGUUCCUUCCUGAAAUGUCUGUGGGAGACCCGGAGGUGGACAUGCUGACCACCCCCAACAUUCCGUUCAUUGCUGUGAUGAAUGAGAUGCACUCCUAUUCUUUCUUCAUUCGCCCUCUGAUCUCCAUGUUCAUUAAAUCACUGGGUGUCAACAUGUUCAUGACGCGCAGCGUGCACGAGUUCCUGUGGGGCUUCAAGGAUCCACUAAUGACUAAGCUCCAUACUUUGAAGCCUGAAGUAGAUGAGUACUUUGGCCUCAUGUAUAAGAAAAAUGGCACCCAUGAAGGUGAAUUUGUCUUCCAUACUGGAGAGAAGAACUACAUGGACUAUGGAAAGAUUGACACGUGGAACGGCAUAAGAAAGAUGAACUGGUGGUCUUCAGAGCAGAGUAACAUGAUCAACGGCACAGACGGCAGUGUGUUCCACACCUUCCUGUCCAGGAAGGAGCUCCUCUACAUCUUUGCUGCAGAUCUGUGCAGGUCUAUCCAUCUGGGAUAUGUGAGCGAUACAGAAGUAAAAGGGAUUCCCGCUUUCCGUUUUGCUCCUCCCUCUGAUGUCCUGGCUGCUCCUGAUGAGAACCCCAGCAAUGCCGGUUUCUGUGUGCCUGCUGGCGACUGCCUGGGCAAAGGAGUGCUCAAAGUCAGCGUUUGCCGUGAAGGAGCACCUAUAGUUGUGUCAUUCCCACAUUUUUACCAAGCUGAUACACAGUACAUUGAUGCCAUCGACGGAAUGAACCCAAACAAGGAAGAACACGAAACUUACCUCGACCUUAACCCAACUACUGGGGUCCCCAUUCGUGCCUGUAAGAGAGCCCAGCUCAAUGUGAUAAUGAAGAGAGUCCCUGGCUUCCCCCAAACCAAAUUUCUCAACGAAACCAUCUUCCCGAUUAUGUAUGUAAACGAGACCGCCACCAUCGACGACGACUCUGCCAGCCAAAUGAGAACUCUGCUCCUGAUCGUAACAUUAGUGUCAAAUUUCCCCGUGAUCAUUGUGGGCAUGGGGGCAAUCCUGCUACUGGUCCUCAUAUGCCUGGUGUGCAGGAACCGCCAGAGAAGGAAUGAAGUAAAACGUAUUGAUUUUACAGAAGCUUUUCAUUCUUUAGCUGCUACGAAAGACGACACGGCCUACACUCCAGUCAGCAACAAAUCGGACGACUCGCCUGACAGCCACGCAAACCAACCUCAGAAAAACGGCUCUUACAUCGCCAUGUCGCCAGUGGAGGCACAGAAGUGUUGAUGAAGAUCACUGCGUGGAAUCCCGCUGGAGGGAUCCACCUCCUUCAAGGACUUUUCUAUCCUUCUCUUCACCUCUUCUUUGUAUCCUCUCUCUUUCUCUCUCCACUGUGCAACACGUUCUGGGGCCAAUAAUUCCUAGAACCACCGCUGCCGCCGGCCGAAUCACCAACUGGUUCUGUGGCUGCCUGGGCGACUUCCUUCCUCCUGCUGACUUGUUUUCUUGCUCUAUGAGAGCAUGGCCUUCUCGAACUGCCAUAUUUUUUGACACAAACAAAUUGUAUUACUCGAAACACUCAGUGCUGUUUGUAGCUUUUUUUUUUUU